Messenger RNA from Mixia osmundae IAM 14324, 2697 nucleotides. RefSeq lists its product as uncharacterized. The transcript has 7 exons. The coding region runs from base 120 to 2696 and encodes 858 amino acids. The record is from RefSeq and is a predicted model, not a curated record. NCBI's taxonomy places the organism in Eukaryota, Fungi, Basidiomycota, Mixiomycetes, Mixiales, Mixiaceae.
CCCGAGCCCGUCGAAAGAAUCUUUGGGUCACACGGAAAGACGGCAAGUAUAGAAGGAGAUUCCUCCGUCUGUUGGCCCAACGCGCGACGUCGUGCCUGAGCAUCAAAUAGCCUUCCAGGAUGUUACGACAGCCUCUCGCAUCGCAUAACGCCAACUUGCCCGACGCGCCGCCACAGUCGCCGACAGGCAAGCUCAAUGGCGCGCCGAGCCCGAGCAAGCAGCUAGCUUCCAGCUUCAGCAAACGAGCCUCACCCAGCUCGCCAGCCGGCAACAAAAGUGUGCCGAGCUUGACGAUUUCCUCGGAUGCCUUCUUUGUGCCCCUUGCACCCGCGCCUGCAUCUAUCGACGCGGCCUCACAUCAGCAGGAUGAGGGCUUACCUGGCAAGAUCGAGAAACCGCUCGAGAGCCCCUCGAAGCAUCUCGGCUUUCCUGGCGCCUUUGAUCCCAACGCGAUCAAAGAGGCAGCUCCGAAUUCGACACCCUCUACGCCCGCCCUGUCACUCACACUCACGGCAGCCUCGUUGACGCCCAUGACGCCCAAGACCCAGAUGACGCCUAUCAUGCGACAGGGCAGCAUUGGCGCUAGUCCCGUCUCCUAUUCUCCCGGUCCCCCUUCGCCAUUUCCAUGGCGCACCUUUCAAAAUUCGCCGAAAGAGGUCGCGCGAGGUUCAGUCGGUCUCGAGCCGUCACGUUCGCUGAGUCGGCAGGGCUCGACCGGUAGCUUCCGCUCCGGCAUUUCCACGCCACGCACGCCAACGGGCUUUGAGCAUCUCGACUUUGGCGCAGAUUACUUCUCUGCGGCCUUUGAUGACAAGCCAGAGGAGAAGCGACCGCCCCGCUCAUUCGAUUGGGAAUUCUGGGCAGAUCCUUCAAAUGAUGUCGCAGACUUCUCCUUCGAAGGCGCUGCACCGAUAUUGGCAGAUGAACAACAAGGCACUCUAGCUUCACCCCUCGAUACAGAUAGCGAGGCGCACAAAGACUCGCUCAACCCGCUACCAACACCCCCAGAUUCGACGGCGGUCUCUCCCAUCGACUCAGCGCCUCAGAUCGAGUCAUCGGAAUCGACCCACAGAUUGCAGCCUGAUCUCCUCAAAAGAAGGCUUGGUCCUGCCGAGAUCUCAUACUAUCUCAGCUCGAGAUGUGCGCCUGGACGUGAGGCAGAUGGCGGCGUCAACGAUAUGUACCUUCACAUUGGCUUCCGUUCGACACCCCGCCUCGUGGCUCAAGAGCGUAUCCUCGCCAUUUGGACGGAAAUGCGUCUGCGUCAUCCUCUGCUGGCCAGCAGCGUCGAAUUCCAAGACUACGAAGACAUUCGCUUCGUGUACAAGCAUCCUGCAGAUAAAGCGACGGCGUUCAGGCGAGCUCUGCGCAGCACGGAGCUCCGCUACAACCAGCCACGUGAUGACAUGCUGGACUCGUAUCUGAACGGCGUGCGCACGCUUCACGACGAUAAGCUCGCAGCUCUGCUUAUAACCUCACCUCAAGCUGAGCCGAUCGAAAGCGAGCUCGAUACCGAACGCGAAUAUGACUACUGGCUCUUCGCGACUCAUUUCCUCGGUGAUGGCAUGGCUUUGCACACAUUCUCCAACGAGUUCUUUGGCAUGCUCGGUGGCGGUCUAGAAACGCUAGAGGCAGAGAACAAGCUCAUGUGGAAACAGGACCAGGAGGAACUUGCUUUGCCUUUCCUCCAAGCUAUGCCUUGCGCAAUGGAGUCUCGCCUCGAGACGCCGGCAAGCUGGGGCAGAACAGCUUGGGCUGCGGCGCGCGUUGAAUUUAACAACAGCCAGAAGCGACUCAUUGGCGGUCAAACACUUCCGCGAGAAAAGCGCGGCGCGCGGAAGACGCUCGUCCCCACGAUCUCUUACUCGCCCGAAGACAGCGCAAAGAUUGUCAAGUCUUGCAAAGCGCAUGGCGUCAGCAUUGCACACGCCGCGUUUGCACUCGUCAACAUUGCGCACUUGCGGAUGCAGCAAAGAGCCGAAGCAUCUGCAAAGCCUCACAAUCCGGCAUUGCCAACAAUGCUGUACUCUGCCCUCAACCUGCGACCGCAGCUCGCGCCCCUGCCCAAGACAGGUGACGAGACACUAGACGCGAUUGUUCCGAGCUACUUCAGCAUCGCCAUCGGCUACUAUAAUGUCAUUUUGCCAUCCUUUUUGCCCAGCGACCUCACUGCCGAGCAAGUCUUUUGGCAUCGCUCAAAGGUCACGAAGGAGCAGACGAUCAAAGCGACAAAGAACAAAUGGCUGAUUCCGCGUAGCAAGCUCAUGUCGCUCGAACGCGAGCGUCGCUCUAUUGGCUGGGAACAGGAGGACGAUCGCAAGCGCGCCAACAAGCUCGCCGGUCUCGGCUUCGAACUCGUCAAACCGAGCAAGGUCGUUGCGGCCAAUGCAGCAUCGGCAGCGCCAAAGAUCAGCAAACCAGCACCUUCAGCACCACCUUCACUCGCACUGAUGGGCUUGAGCAUGCUCGGCCCGCUCGACGGAAUGUACAAACACGCUACAUUCCCAGAUGUCAAGCUUCACACACUCACGACUGGCAGCCGACAGCGACCUGGCGGCAUGCUCCUCUUUGCGUAUACCUUUGCCGGCCGAAUGUGGUUCUCAUUAGGAUACGACUCGACGGGCUUUGCAGAGGGCGUCGUCGAAGAACUGUGGCAAGGCAUGCAAGAUGGCAUCCAGGAGUUCAUGCUUCAGUAAC